Molecule: messenger RNA, 1255 nt
Organism: Colletotrichum destructivum
Lineage: Eukaryota; Fungi; Ascomycota; Sordariomycetes; Glomerellales; Glomerellaceae
Product: Putative alpha/beta hydrolase-3
Exons: 4
Coding region: 115-1188 (357 amino acids)
Molecular function (GO): hydrolase activity
Source: RefSeq, a predicted model, not a curated record
UAUCAUCAACUGUCCAACUCACAAAGGUCCUUGCCCACCUUGUUGUUCUUUUUGAUUUUCCUUCAUCACGCUGUAUCCCCCAAGCAGAUUUACUGUUUAUAGACCUGUUUCAAAAUGGCACCCCGAAGUCGUGAAGAGCUCUUGGCCUAUGGGAAGCCCGAUCCCCUUUUCGAGGCUGAGCUCGCGGCCCGGCCCAUGCGAGACCCCCAGCCGAGCGAUCCUUACUUCGGCCGGGACGACUUCUUCGCGAUGCGAGAGCAUCGGGCUACGCGCCUCCGCGAGUCCCACCACCUGCGCUACCUCCCGGGGCCCAUCCCCGACCAGGUCCGGGAGGAGGACCGCAAGAUCACCGCCAGAGACGGCCAUGAACUCGUCGUCCGGAUAUACACCCCCGUGAAAGCCCCACGCGAGGGGAGCCCGCUCAUCGUCAUGUAUCACGAGGGCGGCUGGUCCGCGGGCGAUCUUUCGGACGAGGAGGUGAACUGCCGCCUCUUCAGUCGGGACUUGGGGGCCGUCUGCGUCAACGUUGAUUACCGGCUCGCACCCGAGUUCGCCUUCCCGACAGGCAUCAACGAUUGCUGGGACGCGCUGCAAUGGGCCGCCGAGAACGCGUCAAACCUGAACGCAGACCCUUCUCGCGGCUUCAUCAUCGGCGGCGGCUCUGCCGGCGGUAAUAUCGUCGCUGUCCUCGCCCACCUCGCCCGCGACGACAAGCUCUCUCCGCCCUUGACAGGACAGUACCUCUGCGUGCCGGCCAUCAUGUGCUUCCUGCCUCCGGAGGCCAUUCCCGAACAGUACCGUUCCGAAUACCUCAGCCACCCCUCCGUCACGCCCUGCAAGGACCCCGUCGUGGGCCCCAACAUGGACGAGAAGAUCGCCGGUGUGCAGGUCAUCUUGAGGCCGGACAUGGAGAGCCCGCUUUUCGUCCCCUUCCACUCCGGGAGGGUCGGGCAGGGGCACAAGGGCUUGCCUCCCGCCUACUUCCAGGUGGCCGGGUUGGAUCCCCUGCGGGACGAGGCCCUCAUCUACGAGCGCGUGCUGAGGGAAGAGGCAGGCGUCAAGACCAAGCUCGACAUCUACCCGGGGCUUCCGCACUACUUCUGGACAAACUUCCCACGUCUCGAGGCGAGCAGGAAGUUCGUGGAAGACACCGUCAAAGGUGUCCGAUGGCUACUACAGCAGCAGUAGGGGUAGGGUUGACGGGGAGUAGGCGCCUGAUUUAUAUUUCUCCAUGCGACAAUGUACGCAACAGUCC